AUGAAUAUAUGUUUAAUCUGUGAAAAAGGUUUUAAAUCACUUCAAGAUUUAAAACUUCAUCAAACAAUUGUAUACAAAUACAAUAAGAGAUGUAAAGAUCUUGACAAAAUUCUACUUCAGACAAUAACUGAGUUUAAAGCCAUACUAGUUGCACUUAUUCACAGAAAAUUAUCACUUAAUUUUAAAUUUAUUGGAAAACAAACACUUAUUGUACCCUCAUAUCAAGAAUUGGCCAAAAUUUUUAAUAAUUCAAAUUGGGGAAAAAAAUUUUAUAAUCAGAAUCAACAAACUUAUGUAGUUUGUAAAGAUUCAGAUCGAUUUGCUAAUAUUAUUGAACAUAGUAUAGAAAAAGAAGAAAUUAAUCCAUUAGAACUUUUGGUUCAAAAUAAUUUACUGGCUAAUCAACAAUCUAAUAAAUCUAAAAGAUCACAAAUUUUUCGAGAAGAAGUUUUGAUAGAAUGGAAAAAGAAGCAAGUUAAAGAAGCUAAUGAUAAUUGUUGUUAUAUAGGACAAAUUCAUUUCUUAUUUUUUACUUCACAAGCACAACUUCUUAAAAAAUAG
Molecule: messenger RNA, 561 nt
Organism: Cetraspora pellucida
Lineage: Eukaryota; Fungi; Glomeromycota; Glomeromycetes; Diversisporales; Gigasporaceae
Source: the annotation of a GenBank genome assembly